AUGGGCACCGUGGAAUUACAAGGUGAUGAAUGGGACCUGCCCUGUUCAGACGAUGAAAUAUCUAAAACCGGUGUAUUUAUCGGCAAAAACUGGAUGCCAGAGCCAGCUGAACUGGAGGAGCUAUAUAAGGCUUUGGAUAAAACUGGAACUCUACCGCUGGAGUGGAAAUGCCCUGGUCGGAGACCGCCUUCGCCGCUACCUGUCAGUAAAGAAAACCAACCAGAAAUUCCAGCAUCGCCGAUAAGAGAAGAGAAGUCAGAUUUCGAUUUUAUGGAUGAAGUGAGUUCGCUACGAUUACGAGUACGUAGUAAAGGAGAAGAUACUUUGAGAGGUUCAGCUAAGAAGAAGACAACAUCAUUCGAUGGCAUUCUCUCUAAUAUGAUAAGGCAUAAGAGGAUAGAACAAAUGGAGAAGCAAGCCAACACUUCCCCAUCCACACCAUCAUCCAGUGGCAGUUGA
Molecule: messenger RNA, 459 nt
Organism: Spodoptera exigua (beet armyworm)
Lineage: Eukaryota; Metazoa; Arthropoda; Insecta; Lepidoptera; Noctuidae
Source: the annotation of a GenBank genome assembly